CAGAUAAGUGAUAACAUCAGAUCCUCUGUUUCUUCUACCUACGAAUAAAUUAAGCACAAGGUUUAUCCAUAGUGUCGUCAAUCAAAAUCAAUUCCUCAAGAAUUAAGAAGAGAUGGCAGUGGCCAACGCAUGGGCCACCGGACACGCCGUCGUCCCGCCGCCGCCGCAGCUCCGCCCAGUCUUCCCCUCUUCCCAAGAAACCUCCCGGAUAACAUUUCCCAGUAAAUAUAUCCUUCGAAGAAGCAACAAGUCUACGUAUUCUUGCCACUGCAGCAGCAACAAUAACAACACUUCUUCUUAUCCUUCCACGUGUUCAUCGUCGUCUUCAUCAUCAUCUGCAGACUGGGAUUGGGACAGGUGGACCCGCCAUUUUUCUGAGGUUGAGGAGGCUGAUAGCUUCGCCUCUCUUCUCAAGUUUCAAUUAGAAGAUGCAAUAGAGAAGGAAGACUUUCGAGAAGCUUCCAAGUUGAAGAAAGCAAUCGACGAGACAACGUCGAAAGAUAGUAUCGCCGAAAUUUUGUAUCAGUUGAAGAAUGCAAUUGACGAUGAACGAUACCAUGAUGCUUCAAGAUUAUGCCGAAGUACCGGAAGUGGGCUGAUUGGUUGGUGGGUUGGCUAUUCGAAGUCAUCGGACGAUCCUUUUGGGAGAUUAAUUCGGAUAACUCCAGAAACGGGCAGAUUUGUUGGCAGAAGUUAUAAUCCACGGCAAUUAGUCACUUCAUCUCCCGGAACUCCACUCUUUGAAAUAUUUCUGGUUAAAGAUACCGACAAUACAUAUAAAAUGCAGGUUGUUUUCUUAAAGAAAAUCAAACGAAAUCAAGAAAAUUCCGAUUCACCAUCAGCAACUGGGGUCGAGAAUGGAUCCUUAGUCGAUUCUGAAGUGGGCGAAACCGAAGAGGAAAAAAAUCAAGAAACGAGCCUCGAUUUGGAGGAAGCAACAGAGGAAGGAAUAAAAAGCGUAAUAAACUUCCUCAAAGAAAAAAUCCCGGAACUGAAAGUUAAGGUGACGAAUGUCAACUUAACCGAAGAUAUAACCAUAGAUACUUUAAAGCAGUUAAUCGGAGACGACAACAAUAAUAAUAAUAACAAUAAUAAUUCUACAAUCAACGAGGAUAUUGAAGAGGAAGUUAGUGAUUCAGAUAAUAGUGACGGAAUCGAAGAUGAAAAUAACUACGAAAAGAUUUACGUAGGGGACGUGUUACAUAACGAGGAGGAAAAUAAUACGAAGGAUGAAUUUGUUCGUGUUCCGGCUAAUAUUAAAGAUAUGGAGAGGGACUCGUUCGUGUUGCAUAUACCGAAGAGCGACGAAGAUAAUCGAUCGGAAGAAAAUGUUGUGAAUGCUGAUGCGAUAAAAGCUGUUCGAGAUGUUUCUGAACUUAUUCGUCCCGAGAUUGCUAAGGCUUUUGGAAGUUCCGAAAAAGUUUCUGCUAAGAUUUCGAGAAACAUGCGUGAAAUAAUCAAGCUUGCAGUUACUCAGGCGCAGAAGCAUAAUCGAUUAUCCGAAUAUACGAAUUUUCGACGCGUUACUACCUCCAAAGGUGAUAUGGAUACAUUUAACGGUUUGUAUGUUGGUGCAUUUGGCCCUUACGGUACCGAGGUAGUGCAACUAAAACGGAAAUACGGAAACUGGAAUGUGAAUAAUGAUGAGAAAUCUUCUGACGUGGAGUUCUUUGAGUACGUCGAGGCAGUCAAAUUGACUGGGGAUUUGAAUGUUCCUGCGGGCGAGGUUACCUUUCGUGCGAAAAUUGGGAAGGCUAAUCGUCUUGCCAAUCGAGGACUAUAUCCAGAUGAACUAGGAGUGGUCGCAAGUUACAGAGGUCAAGGAAGGAUAGCGGAAUUCGGGUUCAAGAAUCCCAAGUGGGUCGAGGGCGAACUUCUUCAACUAAAUGGCAAGGGUAUGGGGCAGUACGUCGAAGGUGCAGACCUCGGUUUUCUGUAUGUUGUACCGGAACAAAGUUUCCUUGUACUGUUCGAUCGUUUGAAACUACCGGAGUGAGUCAUGCCGAUAUGAAAAGCAAAGCUUACAUUAUUUGAAUUUCUAAUUUUUUUCGUGCGGUAACAGAGGAAUUUUGACAUAUGUUUAUAAGAAAUAGUACCACCGGCACAAUUUUUUUUUUAAACCAUACUCUUUUAAUUGAAUUUGCGUGUAUCGAAUGGGGAUGGUUAUAUCAAUUAAUCGUUUUUUUUUUUU
Messenger RNA from Erythranthe guttata (spotted monkey flower), 2191 nucleotides. Its product is annotated as protein EXECUTER 2, chloroplastic. Gene Ontology annotation, biological process: response to singlet oxygen; singlet oxygen-mediated programmed cell death. Gene Ontology annotation, cellular component: thylakoid membrane. The record is from RefSeq and is a predicted model, not a curated record. NCBI's taxonomy places the organism in Eukaryota, Viridiplantae, Streptophyta, Magnoliopsida, Lamiales, Phrymaceae.